CUGAGGAGAGAUUGAAUGUGAGAGUAUGGCGUCCAGAAGAAGCUCCAGUUCUCCACAACAGUCACCUGGUGCUCUCCGCACUGGCACAUCUCACUGUCUGAAUAAUGCUAGAAAGAAGCAGCGUCAUCCCUGCUCAGAGUGCGGGAAGAGUUUUACAAGACACAGUAGUCUCCAAGUGCACCAACGCAUCCACACAGGAGAGAAACCGUAUUACUGCUCGGAGUGCAGGAAGAGUUUUAAUCGACAGAGCCAUCUCCAAAAACACCUGCGCAUUCACACCGGAGAGAAACCGUAUUACUGCUCCAAGUGUGGGAAGAGUUUCAGAAACACAAGUACCCUGAAAACACACCAGCUGAUUCACACAGGAGAGAAACCAUGUCAGUGCUCAGAGUGCGGGAAGAGUUUUAGAAACAUAGGUACUCUCAAAACACACCGGCGCAUUCACACGGGAGAGAAACCGUAUUACUGCACGGAGUGCGGGAAGAGCUUCAGAAACAGCGGCACUCUCAAAAAACACCAGCCUGUUCACACCGGAGAGAAACCAUAUCAGUGCUCUGAAUGCGGGAAGAGUUUUACUCUACAGAGUCACCUCCAAACGCACCAGCGCAUUCACACCGGUGAGAAACCGUAUUACUGCUCAGACUGUGGGAAAAACUUCAGGCAUUCGAAUACUUUAAAGACGCACAAGCGCGUUCACACAGGAGAGAAACCGUAUCAGUGCCCGGAAUGCGGGAAGAACUUUUCUGCGCCGAGUAGCCUCCAAACACAUCGUCGCAUUCAUACAGGAGAGAAACCGUAUCAGUGCACAGUGUGUGGAAGGAGUUUUAAUCGACAGCAUCAUCUUCAAGUUCACCAGAAUGUUCACACCGGAGAGAAACCGCAUCGCUGUUCGGAGUGUGGGAAGAGUUUCACUCAUCGGCACAUUCUCCAAACACACCAGCGCAUUCACACUGGAGAGAAACCGCAUCAGUGCUCAGAGUGUGGAAAGAGUUUUAAUCAGCUGGGUCACCUCCAAACACACCAGCGCAUUCACACUGGAGAGAAACCGCAUCAGUGCUCGGAAUGUGGGAAGAGGUUUAAUGAAGUAGGUCCUCUUCUAGCACACCAGCGCGUUCACACUGGAGAGAGACCGUAUUCCUGUUCGGACUGUGGGAAGAAUUUUACUGUGCUGGGUCAUCUCCGACGACACCAGCGCAUUCACACUGGAGAAAAACCGUACUUCUGCUCGGAGUGUGGACGGAGCUUCAGGCAUACGAGUACUUUAAAUGAACAUGAGUGCACUACGGGGGAAAAGCGGUAUCACUGUCCGGUGUGUGGGAAAGGUUUUACACAGAUGGGUGGUCUCCAACGACACCGGCUUAUUCACACCGGAGAAAAACCGUAUCACUGUUCUGAGUGCGGCAAGAGCUUCAGGCAUUCGAGUACUUUAAAGAGGCACAGAUCUACUGCCGUGUGUUCAAGUAAUGAUGUUGACAUGUUAAUUUUAGGUUAAAUAUUCAACCGCAUUUAAUUGUUGGCAGGCUGUGUUGAUGUAGAUCAGAAAGAAUGGAUAUCAGUCUAGCACUGACAGCCGAGAGAGUAAGACGUAAGAGGUGAGGCUAAAGCAAACUGUUAGAGAAAAACAGAGGUGUGAACUCGAGUCCGACUUAAAUCACAAAUUUGAUGACUUGGCUCUUGAUUCAAGAAAAUUGAGAAAGACUUGUGACUCCACUUUGACUUCAACACCAGUGACUUGGACUUCAGCCUUAAGACUCGGAAAGACUCAAGACCGAAAGUGUAAGAAACGUGGAGAGUCUGACUGCAGACUGCUACACAGUCGGUUAAUUUCAUGUGAAUGGAUUCGUUUCCUGUCGUAAACCUGAUAUAUGGUAACGUCAUCAGGUGUCUGUCACUGUGUUUAUGCUUGGUUUAUUUUAUUUCGGAAGACAAGUGAAGUUCGCCUCCAUAAGCUGGAAACAAGUGAAGCAUCAACGUCAUCAAUGCGGGGGCAGUUGUGGGCUGGAGGUUAGGGAACCAGCCUUGUAACUGGAAGGUCGCUGGUUUCAUCCCUUGAGCCGACAGGAAAUAACUGAAAUGCCCUUGAGCAAGGCAGCUAACCCCCAACUGUUUCCCGGGUGCCAUAAAUAGGGCCUUAAACUCUUACUAGUGGAACUCACCAGACGAACUGACCAUUUUCCUCAUGAUAGCAAAACAACUGAGACACAGCUCUCUCUGUUUGACCGAUUUUAACAGGUUCUGCAGGUAAAAUAAGCACAACAUUCAUCACAAAGCUGAAGUUGACUUGUUAUACGCCAGCUUUGUAUUUGAAUUUUCUGUUCUACCUUAAAUGGCGCAGCAGAGAGACGCCGGAACGUAAGUGCUGCGCCAUUUAAGGUGGAACAGAAAAUUCAAAUAAGAAGCUGCUGGCAAAAAAAGUCAACGUCAGCUUUGUACAUUCACUAUCAUUUUACUGUCUUUUCUGUAAACUUUGUUCAGCUUGGGCGUUUUGGUUUCUCCUGUUGUCUAAAUUUAAUUCAGACUAGUGGUUGUUUUUAGUUGGCUGAGCUAGUUUUUAUUUUAAUCGCCCAUUGUUUAAAUGUUUAAAAUUCUUUUCAUAUGUAGUUGCACUGUUCUGUAUAUAUACAGUACGCCUCUCAUGGUUAUCUGUGUACCAUGAAUUUUGUGUUUCAGUUGGAAGGGGAAAAAAAAUGAUCUACAGCCAUACACUACUAACGUGCUGCCAUUAAAAUGCUACAGUACUGUUACCAUUAUUUGGUGUUGUGGCCUAAAAUUAGCUAAAGAAUCUAGAUUGACUUGUUUAGGACUCGAAGAUUAGGAAUAGUGACUUGGGACUCGACUUGAGACUCACCUGUACUGACUUGGGACGUGAAUCGAGACUCGACUAUCUUAACUUGGCACUUGACUCUGGACUUGUGUCAAGACUUACUUGUUACUUGCAACUUGGUGACUUGUUCCCACCUCUGGAGAAAACCCUGCUUAUGUAUAACAUAGCUGGAACCAACAAAAGCUGGUUAAUAAAACAACUUGUGUGAAAGUUGUGUCUCUUUUAAUAGCAGUGAAUGCUAUUUCCGUUUUCAUUUUUAGGUUUUACCAUGUCUUUGUGGUGUAACUACCUUCUGAUGAAGGUAUUUUGUGGGCUAAGAAUCAACGUUUGAACUAAAACGGGCUCCUGUUUGCAUAUUAAAGUACCAUUUAAUAUGUC
Molecule: messenger RNA, 3202 nt
Organism: Colossoma macropomum (tambaqui)
Lineage: Eukaryota; Metazoa; Chordata; Actinopteri; Characiformes; Serrasalmidae
Product: zinc finger protein 658B-like
Exons: 3
Coding region: 26-1492 (488 amino acids)
Source: RefSeq, a predicted model, not a curated record